GGAAGGACGGGGCCGGGGGUGCGGGAGCGGGGGCUGCGGGGAUGGAGAGCCGGCCUCCGGGCGGCCCGCGGGCCUCGCGGCUCCUCGGCUGGCUCCUGGUCCCGUGGGCUCUGCGCCUGGCAGGAGGACAGUCCAUCAGCCACACGGGUCCCCCCAUCGUCGCCUCCCUAGCCAACAGAACCGCCUCCUUCAGCUGCAGGAUCACCUACCAGUACACCCCGCAGUACAAGCAUUUCCACGUGACUUAUUUUCGUGUGGACCUCCAGGGCAGAAAAAGCAAAGAGUGGCCCACUGACUGCAGACCCGGCCCGGGGGUCGAGAACCAGACCUACGCCUUGGAUUGCCCGGUCUCCCCAAGGCUGCUUGACGCCUCGGCCACGGGCACCUAUUACUGUAGCGUCUACUGGCAGAGCCUCAUCGCUCACGGCAAUGGCACCUUCAUCCUGGUGAGAGACACGGGGUACCGAGAGCCCCCGCCCAGCCCCCGGAAGGCCCUCUUCCUUGGCUUUACCGGGCUCCUGGGUGUCCUGAGUUUGCUGCUCACGGCCCUGCUGCUGUGGAAGAAGAAGCAGAUGCUGGCUCUUAUGAAGCACCCCACCCAUACACGUCCAGACCCACAACCUGCCAGCCGGCCCACGCAGCCCCCAGAAGAGUCUUUCUACACGGCCCUACAGCGCCGAGAGACCGAGGUCUACUCCUCCAUCGAGACCAAGGCUGGCGGCCUGCCCUCUGCCGAAAGCCCUCCGUCCCAGAAGAAACUGCAUAGACAAGAAGAUGUCAGCGAAUUUAACCUGGUCUACGAGAAUCUCUAG
This is a messenger RNA of Perognathus longimembris pacificus (Pacific pocket mouse), 812 nucleotides long. RefSeq names its product NFAT activating protein with ITAM motif 1 (gene Nfam1). Gene Ontology annotation, cellular component: membrane raft. Bases 42 to 812 code for a protein of 256 amino acids. The record is from RefSeq and is a predicted model, not a curated record. Gene Ontology annotation, molecular function: transmembrane signaling receptor activity. NCBI's taxonomy places the organism in Eukaryota, Metazoa, Chordata, Mammalia, Rodentia, Heteromyidae. Gene Ontology annotation, biological process: positive regulation of cytokine production; regulation of B cell differentiation; B cell receptor signaling pathway. The transcript is spliced from 6 exons.